Molecule: messenger RNA, 2631 nt
Organism: Phaedon cochleariae (mustard beetle)
Lineage: Eukaryota; Metazoa; Arthropoda; Insecta; Coleoptera; Chrysomelidae
Source: the annotation of a GenBank genome assembly
UGGCAGCCAACUCACAUUGGUUUUUUGGUUGGACUUUGUUGUUUUGAUUUUUUGGAUUCAGAUAAUUUGCAAUAUCCUUCUAUAUUUUAUAUCAGACAAGUUGGAGAUAAAGAAAUGGCUGCUGAAGAAGAACAAGAUAAAAAACCUGAUAUACCCACUAAAUCUUCGAUGGAAAUAUUAUCUGAACUUUUCAGCACUUUCCAGGCGAAACCCCCGAUAAUUAUCAAAAAGGAAAAAACGGAAAAAACUGAGGAUUCCAGCAAGAAACACAAAAAGAAAAAGAAACACAAGCAUAAAGAUAGGAAGCUGGAUAAGAAGCAAAAGAAGAAAGAUAAAAAAAGAAAAAGAUCAAGAUCAGACAGUAGUAGUGAUAGUUCAUCUUCAGAAGGGAGUGAAGAAAAAGUAGAUCUUGCACAGAUUUUGAUAAAGAAUGAGAAAGAAAAUGCAGAGAAAAAAAUCAAGUCAGUGAAGAAAGAAAAAGAUUCUAAGCAAGAGGAUAUCCCAAAAAAAGAUGUAAAGGUUGAGGUGAAGGUGAAAGAUGAAGUGCACAAAACUGAAGAACCUGGAAAGAAAAAUAAGAUAGUCAUCAAAGAUUUGAAACUGAGUAAAGUAUUCGAGGCAGAGGCUAAAAAAAUAUAUGAAAAACAUGCUGAUCAAGAAGAAGGAGAAGCUUCAGAUUCUGAUAGCCAAUCAAAACAUAAGUGCAAAAAGAAACACAAAUCACAUUCCAAAAAAAGGAGUAGAUCUAAGAGUAGGGAACGUCAUCAUUCUGAUAAAAAAGUCAAAACUGAAGAAACUAAAUCCAAAACAAGUGAUAGUAAAUAUAGAGAGAAGAGCAAAGAUAGAGAUAAAUCAAGAAAUCACAAUAGAGAUCACAGCAGGGAGAGAAAUAGAGACCACAGUAGGGAUAGAAGUAGAGAUGAUUUUUAUGGAAGGAGAAAGGAAAGAAGCAGAGAAAGGGAUAGUAGAAGAGAUAAAUACAGCAGUACUAGGGAAAGCACUAGGGAUCAUAGAUCAAGAGACCAACAUAGGGAUAGGGAUAGAGAUAGAGAUAGAGAUGAAUAUAAUCGUGAACUGGAAGAUUACAGAAGGAAUAGAAAUAAAUUGAAUAAAGAUGAUGAUUUCUACAAAUCAAAAGAUAAGGGUUCUAGUCAAAGGGAUGAAAAGUGGUUUAUGAGGGACAGAUAUCGAGGUUACGAUGAUCGAGAUAAGUAUGACAGAGAUAGCUCUUCCAAGAUUGACAAAAAGAAACUAUUGGAAAUCGCCAGGAAGAACGCCAUAACAAUGAUGAAGUCCGGAAGUUUACCCGCUGCGCUGACCUUGGGCCCGCAAGCCCAAGAGAAAGUCAUAGCGGCGAUUAAAUCGGGCGGCAAAACUAUAGAAGAGUUGACCGACUUUUGUAAAACUCUGUCGAAAAAAGAGGAGUUGGGAGAGUUGUCCAGUUUGUCGGAGAAGGAGGAUAGUGAUAGUGACACUGACAAGCCUUUUCACCACCCGUUUCAGAUAAAAGAUAGGCCGACGUCAAUAACCAUGAAUAUUAAGAACUCCGUCCCUCUUCCCAUAAAAUCCACGGUGGAAAGGACCUCCGAACUGCGCAUCCAGUUCCCCGUCAGCAGCGGCCAGCAGCAUCGCAAAGGCGAGCACUGGCGGCCGGUGUCGCCUCCCGCCGACAAGAAGGCCGACGAGCAGCCGGCGCCGGCCCCCGUUCCGGCGCCGGCCGCCGCAGUCCCGCUGGCCAUCGAGCCGGCGCCGGUGCCGGAGCUGAAGGUGGUGACGGUGCCGGCGCCGGCGAACGCUCCACCCGGACCGCAAGUCUUUCCCACGCCCAUCAACGAGCCAUCCGUCGAUAUUGGAUCUAUAGUCUCCCAAAGACUGACGGCGAUGAGGAGGCUUCAAGAGAACCCUAAUGACGUGCAGGCCCUUGGACAGAUGUACAAAUCAAACAAAGAGAUGCAGAGUUGGGCUAGCAGCAAACAGCAGCUAGGCCAGUUCACCGGCUCUACGGGGGCACAAAUAAUGUCCCAGGCUGAACUGUCUUCUGGGUAUCAGGCGUGGGCCAAAAAGGACCAAUUGCAAACGGCCGCCCCGGUCUCGGGCGGCAUGGGCAUGCACCUCCUCCAAAAGAUGGGCUGGAAGCCUGGCGAAGGGCUCGGCAAGGAGAAAACCGGCCAACUGGAGCCCCUCCUCCUCGAAGUGAAGCUGGACAAGCGCGGCCUGGUGGCCGACGAGGAGCAGCAGGGCAGAGGUGGGAAGGGCAAGCGACAGAAGGGCGUGGCGCCGACGCAGAAGACGCUGCAGGGCAAGCAUCCCGUCUCGCUGUUGGGCGAGUACGCGUCGAAGCGGAAGCUCGGCGCGCCCCAGUAUAUUAUGGAGUUCGAGUGUGGGCCGGACCACAAGAAGAACUUCCUGUUCAAGGUUGUUCUCAAUGGGUUAGAGUAUAAGCCCAACGUUGCCAGUAAUAACAAAAAAGAAGCCAAAGCUGUUGCUGCCACAGUGUGUCUGCAGCAAAUAGGACUAUUUCCAUCAUAGAAAUAACAUAUUUUCUAUAAUUAUUAUGGUUGUAGUGAAAAGUACUUUUGUUCAUAAUCUUUUUGAGUAAAGGUAUAAUUCAUAUCAUCGAUGAGACUCUUU